GAAAAUCACAAACAGAGCCAGGGCAAGCCGACAGCAACGGGCAAGCAGUACAAUCAACACAGGUAAACAUGUCCCAGAAGGAGCCCAAAGAGGACGACGUGGCAGAUCCGAUGAGCUCGUCACCUGCUAAGAUCAACAAACCAAACUUAGGGUCCAUCAACCCGCCGUUGUUCAAGUUGAUGGUUCUGGAUGCCUUGAAGAACAACAACUAUGACCAUCUCAAGAGCCUGGUGCGCUCUGCUGACUCGGCACCCAACCACGACGAUUUCCUCUCCGUGAGAAACUCGAUACUCAACCUGGCAGUCCAGGUGGCCUCCGUCAAACUCAUCCAGAAGCUGUUGAGCCAGGAAUGCUCAUCCGAGCUGGGCGUUGACAUAAACUACCAGGACACAGACGGUAACACUCCAUUGCACCUGGCUGCGCUCAACAACAGGCUCGAUGUUGCUCAGCUACUGCUGAGAGAUGGGCGUAUUAACGAUACAAUACUGAACAAUAAUAGGAAGCAGCCGAUCGAGGUGACGAAAGACUCCCAUAUGAUUGCGCUGUUACAGUAUGAGCAAUCCCAAUAUCUGGAGAAGAUUGCUCUUGAUUUUAGGAAAUCCUUCAUUGACCAUGACUUUGCCAGAUUGGAUGAGAUACUCUUGCAACCGAGAAACGCAGAGCUACUAGACAUCAAUGGCAAUGAUCCGGAAUCAGGCGAUACUGUGCUCCAUGAAUUCGUCAAGAAGAACGACAUAGGCAUGGUGCAAUGGAUCUUGAGUCAUGGAGGAGAUCCUUUCAAAAGAGAUAAGAAGGGGAGACUGGCCAUCGAUCUGGUGCCAAAGACGAACGAAACGAUGAAGCAGAUCCUCAGAGAUGCCACCCAGAAUCAAACUGUCAUCAACAUGAAUGAGGUUUCGUCACUCACGGUGCCAACGUUUAAGGGCUACUUGAACAAAUGGACCAAUUUCGCUGGUGGUUAUAAGCUUCGUUGGUUUGUCCUGGACGCCAAUGGAGUGCUGUCGUACUACAAGAGCCAGGAUGACUCCAACAGUGCAUGUAGAGGCAGUUUGAACAUGAGAACUGCCACUUUACACUUGGACUCCUCAGAAAAGAUGAAGUUUGAAAUCGAAGGUAAAACUGGGGUCAGUUGGCAUCUGAGAGGCAACCAUCCUACAGAGACAAACAGAUGGGUAUGGGCUCUCCAAGGUGCUAUUAGAUACGCUAAGGAUAAAGAUGCUGAGAGGAUACGCAGAUCAACAAGCAGUGCUUUGAACGUUGAGGAUGGCUUUAAAAAGCUUGGUUAUAAGUCACCUAGACUGCCAACUAGUGAGCCGGAUGCUCCAUUUGGUAACAGCAUCGACAAUAAGCCUGAGCUGCAGAAGAGAAGAUCUGUUACUGCUGUGAUUGUCAACGAUUCGGAUGACGAUGAAGGCGAUGAGUCAGAUGAGUUCCUCGGUGGCGAUGAUAAUGACGAUUCUGAUUUGAAUGCAGGCCCAUUUGCACAGGACAUAUCUAUGGCAAAGAGUGGGUUCAAGACACAGUUAGACGCAUUGAGGGAACUUUUACAAAACAUGCAACUAUGUGGUACAUCUCAAGAAGCCGUUGUGAUAUCGCUUACUGCAGUCAAUUCGAUGAUUGAGUCGUACGAGGAGCUCAUCAACCUCGUUGAGAAAAGAGACUCAAGGUUGGUUAAAAAUUUGCAUAAACAGAAGGAUAUCAACGGUCUUUGGAUCAACUCCAUGAGAGACCUGGAGAAUGAGUUGAUAGCUAAGAACAACGAAUUGGAGACCUUUGAAUCAGAAAGAAGAAAAAUCAAAAGAGUGUUGACCAAGAAAUUCGGCUACUCCACCACAAGCCUUGAGCACGUUCCAACCAUAGAGAGUAUAGCUGAAUCGUCUGGAGAUGGUGCUGAACAAGGUGACUAUGCAGCUGAUGCGGAAAUCUCCAGAAUCUUGGGAUCGGAUGAGUCAGAGGAUGAGUUCUUUGAUGCCGAUGAUUUCUCAGACGAUGAGGAAGAUACAGAGGUGAACGUGCUGCAACAAGACGAUGGUUAUGCAACAGAGACUGAAGACGAAUCUGUCGUAACCCCACAUGUGGAGGAGGUAUACACCGAAGCGCAGAAGAACAAGCUGGCUUUGAUUGAGCAUGACAAGUCAUUUCUCGGGUAUGAAGAUCCACCAAGAACUGAACUUGGGCUCAAAGUGGAUGAGCGUCCCGUUGUUAGUUUAUGGGGAAUUUUGAAAUCCAUGAUCGGCAAAGAUAUUACCAAAAUUGCAUUACCUGUUGCAUUCAACGAACCAACCUCCAUGUUGCAAAGAUUAGCUGAAGAUUUCGAAUACAGCUCAUUGUUAGAACAAGCUGCCAGCUUUGAGGAUUCUUCUUUAAGAAUGCUUUACGUUGCUGUUUUCAACAUGUCUCAAUACUCUUCCACGAUUAACCGUGUUGCCAAACCAUUCAACCCAUUGCUUGGUGAAACUUACGAGUAUAGCAGACCUGACCUUGGUUUCAGAUUUGUUUCCGAACAAGUGAGUCACCAUCCUCCUAUCUCAGCUUUGAUUGCAGAACACACGAAAUGGGAUUACUACGGCGAAACAUCUGUUCGAUCUGGUUUCAAUGGCCGUUCGUUCGACGUUCAGCCAACUGCGACGUGGUAUUUACAUUUGAGGCCAGAUCAUGGUGAUGAAGAGGUUUAUUCCUGGAAAAAGCUUACAACCUCUGUCGUUGGCAUAUUGGUUGGAAGUCCAAGCAUUGAUAACUAUGGAGAUAUGAUCAUUACAAACCAUAAAACAGGUGACCAAUGCAUUGUCACGUUCAAACCUCGUGGUUGGAGAAGUGGUCAAGUUUAUGAAAUGUCAGGUUUGGUUACUGAUAAGUAUGGCAACAAGAAAUGGGCCAUUGGUGGCCAUUGGAAUUCCAAGGUUUAUGGAAAGAAGAUUCUUUCUGAUGACAUGCACAUCGAUAAGAAAGCGACUGCUGUUGAAGGCGGUCCUGUUGAUGAUGGUUCGAAAUUCCUAAUCUGGAGUGCUAAACCAAGACCAACCGUUCCUUUCAACUUGACAUCGUAUGCUAUAAGUCUCAACGCUCCACAGCCAGGUUUGAUGGAAUGGGUUGCAAAGUCAGAUACUAGGCUCAGGCCUGAUCAAAGGGCCAUGGAGGAUGGACUAUACGACGAUGCUGGUGAUCUGAAACUAUACGUUGAGGAGAAGCAGAGGGCAGCUAGAAAGGCACGUGAAGAGCAGAACGUUGAAUAUGAGCCGAACUUCUUCUUCAAAGAUGUUCAUCCGAUAACCGGUGAGGAGUACUGGAAAUUUACCGGUGACUAUUGGAAUCUAAGAUCUCAAAAGAAGCUUCCUUCUGUUGAUAUCUUCUGAGUCCCCAGUGUCUCGACUGUUAACCUCGCGUGGGGUGGUACAUAUGCAGAUCUGUGAAUGAUGUAUAUGUGAAUUUGAUCUAAAAUAAGCAAAGCACUUAGCGGACGAUUUGCGUGUGAAGACGAGACACGCUUAUACGAUCGUGGCGAAGCUGUAGCGACAGAACGGGGAGUGUAUCUACGUCAUGUGUCAUUUACAUCGAUGAGCAUGUCUUUUCUUCUUCUUCUCCUGGCCAGUGCGAAGUAUGCCCGUGUUGUUAUUGACGUAGCACAUAUGGCGACUGAAUCGUUGAUCCGGACGCGUCAACGCGUCACG
Williopsis jadinii is the source of this 3668-nucleotide messenger RNA. RefSeq names its product oxysterol-binding protein related protein SWH1 (gene SWH1). Gene Ontology annotation, biological process: maintenance of cell polarity; endocytosis; exocytosis. The transcript has 2 exons. Gene Ontology annotation, molecular function: protein binding; sterol binding. Gene Ontology annotation, cellular component: membrane; intracellular membrane-bounded organelle; cytosol. The record is from RefSeq and is a predicted model, not a curated record. NCBI's taxonomy places the organism in Eukaryota, Fungi, Ascomycota, Saccharomycetes, Phaffomycetales, Wickerhamomycetaceae. Bases 69 to 3353 code for a protein of 1094 amino acids.